AUGUCCGAAGACUGCGCAAAUCCUCUGCUGCUGGGCUGGAUCAAAGAAUGGCUUGACCAAGCUCGGGAACGCAACAGCAAGGGCAUUACUGUCUACAAGAAAGCUUACGAUUCCAUGAAAGCCUGUCCUCUACGUUUUGAGCACCCAGCUGAAGCACAGCAGCUUCAUGGCCUGGGACCUAAGCUUUGCGACCGCUUGACCGAUAAAUUGAAGGCGCAUUGCACUGAGAAUGGGCUCCCUAUGCCCAAGGUGCGCCGUGGUGUCACAAAACGGCAGUUGAACGAUUCUGCGCCGCUCGAUGAAGGUCUGGCUCCAGCACCAAAGAGAGUUCGAAAGGUCAAAGCAUACGUUCCAACGUUGCGAUCUGGGGCUUAUGCUCUUAUCGUUGCCCUUGCAACAAUUGGUGAGAACACGUCGCAGGGACUGACCAAGGCCAAUACGAUCGAGUUGGCACAGCCGCAUUGCGACUCUUCCUUUACAGCGCCAAGUGAUCCGACAAGAUUCUUCACGGCAUGGAAUUCAAUGAAGACCUUAAUUGGCAAGGAUCUUGUAUAUGAGCAUGGGAGACCGCUCCGGCGCUACAUGCUCACAGAAGAAGGAUGGGAAGUGGCCAAGAGGAUCAAAGGCACAGAGGAGGGUUCCGUUCUCAAUUCGUUGGUGAAAGGGCCUUCCAGAGAGGAAAGUUCCGAAAGACCUACAAGGAAGACAAAGACUGCUGCCACGUCGAACAAAAGGGACGUUGCGCACAACCAGGGGCUAAUUGACCUCGACGAAAUAAGUUCUGCCGACGAAAUACAUCAAUCCGAUGCCCCGUUAGGACAGAGGAGUCAAAUUGGGGAACAAAUGCAUUUGCAAGUAGAUACGCUCCCAAAUUUCUCUCCCAUCGUGUUUCCACCUGGCUCGUGCACCGUUAAUCUUGUUCUUGACUCUCGUGAAGUCCGUACUCUCAAAGACAGGGAGUACAUAUCUGAGGAGCUUCAGAAGAAAGGUAUAUCACCCAUCACGCGCGGCCUUCCUCUGGGAGAUGCCCUUUGGAUUGCCCGUCCAAAAUCGACUCAUGAACAGCUACUCGCUAGAGCCAACAUUGGCGAUGACGAAGAAGGAAGCAAUGAAUUUGUGCUAGACCAUAUCAUUGAGCGCAAGCGCCUGGACGACCUCAUCUUCAGCAUCAAGGACGGCCGAUUCCAUGAGCAGAAGUUUCGGUUGCGACGAUCUGGGAUUCCAAACGUGACGUACAUCAUCGAGGAUUUCUCCAUUUCGGCAGAAAGAGGGGACAAGUAUGGUGAAGCAGUCUCAAGCGCAAUCGCCAAUACGCAAGUUGUAAAUGGUUAUUUCGUCAAACAAACAGGGAAGCUAGAUGAUACCAUCAGGUACUUGGCGAAGAUGACAAACAUGCUGCAGGAGAUAUAUGACAAAAAGAGCUUGCAUGUCAUACCUUCAGCAGUUUUGCACCCUCAGACCUAUCUGCCGCUCCAAACAAAGCUGCGGGUUGAGCAGCCGGACCAAGGACAUUACAUCACAUUCUCCGCGUUCUCAUCGUUAUGCUCGAAAUCUGAUGCGAUGAGCCUGAGAGAUGUAUUCCUGAAGAUGCUGAUGUGUACUCGUGGUGUGACGGGUGAGAAAGCCUUGGAGAUCCAGAAGAAGUGGAAAACACCAUACGCUUUCGUCGAGGCCUUCGAAAAAUUGGACGGCGAAGCUAGAGAACGGAUGGUGUUUGAGCAGCUAGGAACGUUUGUGCCAAGGAAAAAAGUCGCGCCAACAUUGAGCGCGAAACUUGCUGAAGUCUGGAGUUGA
This is a messenger RNA of Endocarpon pusillum Z07020, 1794 nucleotides long. Its product is annotated as Crossover junction endonuclease mus81. Gene Ontology annotation, biological process: resolution of meiotic recombination intermediates; DNA catabolic process; double-strand break repair via break-induced replication. The record is from RefSeq and is a predicted model, not a curated record. NCBI's taxonomy places the organism in Eukaryota, Fungi, Ascomycota, Eurotiomycetes, Verrucariales, Verrucariaceae. The transcript is spliced from 2 exons. Gene Ontology annotation, molecular function: 3'-flap endonuclease activity; DNA binding; crossover junction DNA endonuclease activity. Gene Ontology annotation, cellular component: nucleus; Holliday junction resolvase complex. The coding region runs from base 1 to 1794 and encodes 597 amino acids.